Molecule: messenger RNA, 582 nt
Organism: Didymodactylos carnosus
Lineage: Eukaryota; Metazoa; Rotifera; Eurotatoria; Philodinida; Philodinidae
Source: the annotation of a GenBank genome assembly
AUGAACAUAAGAAGUCUAGUACCUCAACAGGAUGCUGUUAGCGCUUAUUUUUCCCUGAUCAGCCCAGCAGUGCUUUGUCUCACUGAAACGUGGUUGGAUAACGCUGUCGCUGAUAAUGAUAUAAGUUUUUUUGAAUAUCAUGUUCCUUGGCUUCUCGAUCGUAACCGUCAUGAAGGAGGUUGCGCAAUUUAUGUUCGGACAGACUUUCACUCAGUUAGACUUGUAGAAUUUGAAGAGACUAUGUUUGAAAUUCAUGCGAGUCGUUUAACAUUAAUGAAUCAACAACAUGUAACAAUCUUAAAUAUUUAUUGUCCUAAAACAACCACUAUGCAACGUCUCCUUGCUCGUUUAAGUACUAUUUUAGAUGAGUUUGGCAAAUCUAAGUACAAAGACGAUAUACUGCUCUGCGUAGGAGACUUCAAUGUACAUUUCCAACCUUGGGCGAAAAGUGAUGUUCCGUCAACAAAAGAAGGAAUCUUGCUAGACGAAUUUCUUGGAUCUAUGAACUUAUCUCAACUUGUUUCUGGAGUCACUCGUAUUGCAUCUAAGACUUGUCUAGAUUUAGUUAUAACUAUGAAUUGA